Saccostrea cuccullata (small rock oyster) is the source of this 1939-nucleotide messenger RNA. RefSeq lists its product as uncharacterized. Bases 28 to 1719 code for a protein of 563 amino acids. The transcript is spliced from 10 exons. The record is from RefSeq and is a predicted model, not a curated record. Lineage: Eukaryota; Metazoa; Mollusca; Bivalvia; Ostreida; Ostreidae.
CACAACUCAGUCACAUGAUUUACAGGGAUGAUGCUACAUUAUAUUAUCCUCAGCUUACUUCCAUCCGCAGUAUACACCUGUACAUUUCCGCUCUCCACUGGGAGCUGGACAGACAGCAAAUAUGGAACAGUGCAUUUUUCAGGAAGCAUUAUGUUUAUGUCACAGAAGGGGUACGGCACAGGGGCUACAAGUACAAACUGGACGUGUGUAACUGUCAGUGGGUCUAAAUAUCUAGCAAGAACCACCACCACGGUAUCUCUGACGUAUGGAUCCAUAGGAACUCUUCAGCUGUACCUGUAUUUGUGUAUGGAUAUUACUACGGUUACGCAAUAUUCUUAUUAUUACUACCAGCAAACAGAGGACAGCGUCGAUCUGGGGCGAAUGAAAGGGAGCGUGUCUGAUUCCUAUGGAAUUUCUGACGUGUGCACGACAACUACUCCAGUAGAACUUUUCCAAGUUCUUGUUAAACAAGGGUCCGAGGAGAACGCCAUGACGACCUGUCCUACGCCAUUACUGGGUUCUUUUACCUACACUUAUUACGACAGUUCUACGUCAUGUGGGGCGAACUCGGAGUGGGACGGAUGUACAGAUACCUCACGUAUCACACUCAACUACACGCUUUGUAGCAGGGUCGUAGCUUACUCGGCUGGAGGUAAGCUUGGAUGUGUAGUAAAAAUCCAAUCCGGAACUAAUUACUAUGUAGGGUUGUAUAACUUUGAUUCAACAGUAGAUGGUGCAGCAACCAGAAGAUACACCUGUCUGGCUUUGUCUUCCGGAACUUACGUCAAUGUCUCUCAGUCACCUGACCACUGCCAAACGUCACAAUCCGCCAGCGUGUUACCGACAUCGGGAGCAUUACUUAGUUUGUCACAAACAGUUUCCUGUGCUCCAACUUCUUUAGCCGAGGAUGACGAUACGUUAGCAAUUGUUUUGUCUGUCCUGGCCGUUCUGUUUGUUAUCUACGUGAUCGUGGUUGUAUCCCUGUAUUGUUAUAGGCGAACCUACUGGAAGAAAAGGAUGGAGAGGAAACCUUUAAUUAUUCCAAAAGAGCUGCCGACUGGUGGACAUGAACUUCUAGCCGAGUCUGAGACGACAACGGAUGUUAACGCCGCCAUUAAGCGGGAGGGAACUCAUAUCUCCGUUCUAGAUGGUGGAGGACAACCACAAACAAGACUGAUGGAAGACAGAAUGAAUAACAUCGUGCCUAUACCUAAUGCCAAUGUUCGUCCUCUAUCUAGGUUUUAUAUCAGUAAGAAGGUUCCGAGAAUCGAUAAACUUCAAAGCUAUCGCCACAAAGAAAUGCAUAAAGUUUCUCAAGUCUUCAGUCGCAACAGUAGCCAACAUUCUCUUUAUCGUCCGACGGUAGCCAGCAGACAAUCUUCCAUGCCUCGAUCUAGGACCUUACAUCGAGGUUCUACACAAACAUUGACAGACGGUAGUCUUUAUUCGGGGACGCUUCCCUCCAUGAGGAGUUCAUCUAGUGUGAGACUAUCCAUUUACAGUUUAUCCAGCAAACAAGACGCCAAGUCCUUAGCGUCGUCUGGUUUUGGAAGUGAUGAUGGCAGAACUAUAUUCCCGGAGCCAGAGAUUACGGAUAGGAAUAAGACAUUGUCUAGGGCCAGCAGAUCAACGUACAACAAGGUGCGCCCUGUGUCACAUGGUCAAAAUACUGAACCACAAGUGCCUAGUUUGUACAAUUUUGUGAUGGCUGAAGGAUAGUUUAUUAUAGUUUAUCAUUUAAAAAUAAUAAGUGUAGAAUAAUAUUCGUUAUUAUAUUGUAUGUACAUAAGAUUUUGGCGUUUCUGCAAAUCAUCAUGCAAGCCAAUCCCUUGAUCACAUCAUGAAACAAAACAUUAAACAUUUACUAGUAUAUUUUUGUAAUAAAACAUAAUUAUACAAGAUGACUGUCCAUCCAAAAACAAAUCUAGACAACAGUAGA